CAUUGAAGAUUCAGCUCUCAGAUAACAUCGACGUGUAGAAGGAUCAACAACACACAUCAGCCCAGCUUACGCUCUUCAGGUGACCGGUCAAAUUGACAGAACAAACUAUUGGAGACUCUUCAUGCAUAUCGACUUUCCAGGAUUGGCAGCAGUGGGCCCGUGGUGGUCGUCCCACUAUGUGAGGACAGUGGCCGCUAUGGAGGGACGCACCGAAGACGAGGGGGGAAUCACCAAGCAGCGGGGGGUGUUGGGGGCACCACGCCCCUUCUCCAUCGAGUCCCUCAUCGGUGGCGAGGGGGAACGUGGAGGGGGCGCUGGUGACGUCAUCUGCCCCCGGGGGCCACCCUACCACCUGGGUGCCUGGCCCCCGGCCCCCUUGCCACCCCUGCCGUUUCUCUACGGCUCCUGGUUGCCCCUGGUGCCCCCCUCACACCACAUGCUCGGCCUCGGCCCCCCUGGGCCCCCCAGCGACGACUCACGCUCUGAUUCUCGGUCACCCCUCACGCCCCACGAUCUCACCACCACCGCCAAGUCAACUAGUGGACAAAGCGAUGCGGGUUCCCCGGAAGAGGCGAGCACAGAGGAAGGCGGUGGCAAGGGGUGUUCGGAGAACGGAGGCGGCAGCAGUGGGUCGGGAGGCAGCAAAACGCGGAGGCGGCGGACUGCCUUCACCAGCGAGCAACUGCUUGAGUUGGAGAGGGAGUUCCACGCCAAAAAGUACCUCAGUCUCACCGAGAGGUCGCAAAUCGCCACUGCCCUCAAGCUCAGUGAAGUACAGGUGAAAAUCUGGUUCCAGAACCGGCGCGCGAAGUGGAAACGCGUGAAGGCAGGCCUGACCUCUUCGUCGGGUGCGGGGGGUCACCGGGCCGGUAACGGACACCCGUCGUCCGGCGGCUGCAAGAUCGUCGUGCCCAUUCCCGUCCACGUCAACCGCUUUGCGGUGCGCAGUCAACACCAGCAGCUGGAGAAGUGUGCGGCGCUCAGGCCGCAGCCGCAACCGCAACCGCAACCGCACACAGACUCGCUGCAACUCGAUGCUGCCUACUCUGUGUGCAGAGACACACUCUAAUUAGUGCAGUUCUAGUGGGGACAGACACGGCUGGACGCUAUGUUAGUGCGGAAAUUGAUAGACUGUGUUGAGCUUGGUCUCUACUUGGAAUUAUUUGUUAUAAAGUCUGUUGAUUUAUCUGUUCUGAGAAUAGACCUUAUCGAUUGAUAAUACAGUAUUACUAUUUUGGUUUUCAACACCAGGAAAAAUUCACCAUCAUAGAUAAUUGAUAUAUCUAUAUUAUUCCAAAUGUGCUUCGAUAGUUACAUGUAACAAAAUCGAUGACAUUGAGAACUUAAAGUAUUUGUUGUUCUUGACGCUUGAGAUAAGUUACAUUGGAAAUUGGAGUUCAGCUGUAUAUUAUGAAUUAUUAAUAUUAGAAGUGAUGUUUACGAUUCUUAAAUCAAAUUCAUACUGAUAAAUCAAAUUCUUAAAUUCUUAAAUCAAAUUCAUUCUUCAUCAAAUUCAGCUGAUAUCGAUUGAAUAUGACCCUAUGAUAUUAUUGACCCUAGUACAGGUCUAGUAUAAUUGAAAGUUGAGGCCAAGCUCAAGGCACUGUAACUCAUCAGUGCAAACCUGUAAAGUUUAUUAACAUCUUUUUAGAAAAACUGUUACUGGAAAACAAGCUCAAAGUCAUAUUCUUGAAAUGAGCUUUAAGAUAGUGAACAGUAAGGGAAUGAGAUUAAUUCAGUCAUAUUUUUGGAUCAUUUGAGAUCAAUAUGAUCGAGUUUCACCACUGAACAAAGUCAAAUUAUCAAUGCAAUGGCACACAAUCUAGACUAAGAAAGGAUUUGACUAAAAAUCAUACGAGCAAUAAUUUGGAAUAAACAACGAAAAUGAUUAAGAUGAACAACAGAAAUUUGAGUUUGAGUACUGCAAUGCCAUUUGUCGUCUAGAAAUUGGAUGGAGAGUGAUUAAAGAUGCAACGAUGAUUCAUGUUCGUUACAUGUUCUGUUGAUUCUGAUGAAAAUGAGUGACUUAUUUUUAGCCAGGUCAUUCGACGACAGUUGAAGCUAGACUGGACAAGACAUAUACAAACAUUAAAUGACAGGAGAGAACAUUUUAUGAACAGAAGUAGAUUUACAUCAUCAAUGAUUAUUAUGAUUAUGGUGCUGUUGUGAAUGAUUGUGCUGUGAUGAAUAUUUAACAACUUCAGGGAGCUAAUUUGUGAAUACAAGUGUAACAAGGGCUAUUUUAUACUUUAUUUGGAGUCAUCAUACAAAUUCAGCUUUCUGAAUUUGGUUAUUCAGUUGUGACACAUGAUUUCGUUCUAUAAAUAGUCAUUCAUCCAAUGUAAAUUGUUCUAAAGUGGGAAUUUUGACACGAAUAAUCACAGAGAUGGGUGACAAGAACUUAUGUAACGACAAUCCUGGUAUGGUUUUGGUUGAAUAACAAAGCAGAUUUUACAAUUUUCGGAAACAAGGCAGUUAUCCAAUUUUCCUCUCAACACAUAACGUACUUUUGGGCUAUGGUACUGCAACAACUUUGUGUUGAAGUUUAAUUGGAUAAAAUCUUUGUUAUCAAAUUGCUUUCUGUUUUACUAUUGAAAUGGUUGUAGUGUACAUAAUUUUAUUCAAUGAUAAGUCAAAAAUCUAAUUUCGGCUAUAACGAAUACAACUGAGCAAUUUGCAAGGGAUUGGAAUAUAGAUUUCAUUCAAAUAUAUCUGAGUUUUGUUUUGUGGAAUGGGCUAUUGUCACAAAACAACUGAAGAUGUAUGAAAAUGUAAAUCCAAUUCAUGGCUCUCACCUUUUCCUCCUGGUUUCACCUUAAAGAAGGAAUGAUCUGUAUUUGAAUAUGUUUUAUUCGUAUCCUCACGAGAACAAUAUCUCAAUUCAGUUGCAGUAAAAAGUAACAGAUUUAAAACCUAGUGAAUCUACCAUCCUAUCGGUUUUAAUCAUUUUUCAACUGGAAUUGGGAGAAUCCUUUGGUUUAUACAUAACAUACAUGUCUCUCUCAUGCAUAAUAAGCACGAUAAGAAAUAUGGAUAUUUAUUCUUGAUCACAGAGUAGUGAACAUCAAAACAAUUGAUCUUAUGAAACUAUAUUAAAUAACCAAAAACCCGUAAUAUUUAUGUUAAUAAAUUGAAUCUAGUUGACAUCUCGAAAUACGAUGUUGAACUUUUUCUAAUGUCACAAAACAAUUGAAGAUAUAUGGAAAUGUUCAUUCAAUUCAUGGUUCUCAUCUUGAAGAUGGAAUGAUUUGCAUUGAAAUAUUUUUAGUUAACAUCCUAUAGCAUAUAAAAUGCGAUGUUGAAUACGAUAGAAUUCAUGGAUUCAACUUGUAUUCAAACAUUUCAAAUAAGAGUCUUAUUGGGCACAUGGUACCAGGACUUUGGUUGAAACAACACUUCGGAAUAAUAAAACUUAUAGUGGCUACUGUUACAUCAAUAAGAGAUAACGGAUGUUUUAACUGACGUUGAACAAUGCGAGCAAUAUAAUACAAUGAUGAGUGUAGGAUUUGGGAAAAUAAAAUCAAUAAAAAUGAUUGGCAUCCUCAAAGAUGCCUUUCAAAAUAUUCUCAUAUAAUGUAAAUAUGACAAAUAUUUAUUACAAUAUCUGUACCUGUAAAUGUAUUUGUAGCACUGUAAAUAGAUAUUAGACCUACGAUUCUUAGUAAUAUGUUAUUUAUACUUGAAAAUUGUAAUAUAUUGUUAGAAUAAAGUUUUCCAUGUGUAUUGAGAAA
This is a messenger RNA of Nilaparvata lugens (brown planthopper), 3731 nucleotides long. RefSeq names its product homeobox protein unplugged-like. The record is from RefSeq and is a predicted model, not a curated record. Gene Ontology annotation, molecular function: RNA polymerase II transcription regulatory region sequence-specific DNA binding; DNA-binding transcription factor activity, RNA polymerase II-specific. The coding region runs from base 122 to 1069 and encodes 315 amino acids. Lineage: Eukaryota; Metazoa; Arthropoda; Insecta; Hemiptera; Delphacidae. Gene Ontology annotation, cellular component: nucleus. Gene Ontology annotation, biological process: regulation of transcription by RNA polymerase II; regulation of nervous system development. The transcript has 5 exons.